Messenger RNA from Coffea eugenioides, 960 nucleotides. Its product is annotated as calcineurin subunit B-like. The record is from RefSeq and is a predicted model, not a curated record. Lineage: Eukaryota; Viridiplantae; Streptophyta; Magnoliopsida; Gentianales; Rubiaceae. The transcript is spliced from 7 exons. Gene Ontology annotation, molecular function: calcium ion binding. Bases 178 to 705 code for a protein of 175 amino acids.
UUUGUCUGAUACAGAAUUAUGCUCUUAUUAUCGAUUACUGUUGUAACAUAGUUAAACUUAUAUGUCAUCACGCACCAGUUCUCUCUCUUAACCGUCCCCAACGCUUUCACACCCCUCGGUCUUCAUCCCUUCAUUCUUCGAAUUUUCAGUUAUUUGAUCGCUGCAGUGAGAUAGAAGAUGGGUAAUGCUUCAUCCACACUGACUCAAUAUGACAUUGAAGAAGUACAACGUCACUGUAACAAUCUUUUUUCCCAACAAGAGAUAGUGUCUCUUUAUCAGAGGUUUUGCCAACUCGAUAGGAACGCAAAGGGGUUCAUAUCAGCUGAUGAAUUUUUAUCAGUUCCAGAGUUUGCCAUGAAUCCACUUUCUCAGAGGUUGCUUAAGAUGGUGGAUGGUUUGAAUUUCAAGGAUUUCGUCGCAUUUUUAUCAGCUUUUAGUGCUAAAGCAAGUCUAGCCCAGAAAGUUGAAGUUAUUUUCAAGGUAUAUGAUUCUGAUUGCAAUGGGAAGGUGACAUUCAAUGACAUGAUACAAGUGCUUCAGGAUUUGGCUGGCUCUUUCAUGUCAGAUCAACAAAGAGAGGAAGUAUUGGGCCAAGUUUUGCACGAAGCUGGUUAUACAAAGGAGUCUGUGCUACUCUUGGAUGACUUUAUCAAGGUAUUUGAUCAUGCUAAUUUGAAGAUGGAGGUGGAAGUUCCGGUUGACUAGCUAAGCUUGCAGUCUAUGUUCUUCUUCUGUAGCUUAAGUCAAGAUGACUUUGCAAAGUACAUCCAGCCGUCCUUUGUAAAACCACAACUCUGUAUUAAAGUCAUUUGUCGUUUUUAUUUUCUGGGUGAAGGUCUUGAAGUAUAUAGGUUGAACGCUGCAGGAAUCACCCAGUGACAUGUAUUUAGAAUAAUAAAACCUGUGCAUAUAUUUCUUGUUCUGCCACUAAUCUCUAUUCAUCUUCACCUUCCUUGUGCC